Messenger RNA from Fusarium redolens, 1209 nucleotides. RefSeq lists its product as uncharacterized. The transcript has a single exon. Lineage: Eukaryota; Fungi; Ascomycota; Sordariomycetes; Hypocreales; Nectriaceae. Bases 1 to 1209 code for a protein of 402 amino acids. The record is from RefSeq and is a predicted model, not a curated record.
AUGACCACCACACAACUUCCUUCGCCAGACACAACACAGCUUCUUGCGCCGUUUCUUCCUGCUCUCCCGCCAUCUGCUAUCUCUACCGAGCCUGCGAUCGGUAUUCUACCACUUUUGUCCCCCAUACUGCGUCAGCGAGUCAAGCUUCUAUCUACGUCAAGCACUGAGCCAUGGAUUCGACUUCUGUGCUACGACAAGGCAAAAAUACCUGAGCUGGUUCAGAUCGCCCAAGGUGGUAGUCUUGAGCCACACCCGGUAUCGGGUGAGGUCGAGGUCGACUGGGAUUAUGACGCCGAGGUGCGCUUUCGUCGGGUCGACGAAGAGACUCUGCAGGCUCUCGUUGCGCUCUCCACCCUGGGUUUGGCCUUCCAGUUGAUCUACUGCGUUGGGGACGUUGAGGGCGGAGGCGAUGGCUGGAGGGUUGGCGAGGUCACUAUCGCAGACAAACCCUCGCCUUUCUUGCAAUUUGGGGGAGCAUCCAGCAUCGCAGAGGCCGAGCGGCAGUUCAGAGAAACACAGGCGAAGAAGGUGACUAACCAAGCCAAAGACACCAACGGCCACGGCAAUAGCUUGCAUGUCCCCCAUAGUGGUCACGAAGAUGAAGAGGACGACGACGAUGAUUAUUGGGCACGGUACGAUGCGACCCCAUCCCGGACACCAGCGCAGAAACAAUCACCUGCACCUCCUUCAAAAUCUACUUCUCAGAUUGGUGGUGUCCGUGCAUCUUCAGCAGAGGACGCAUAUUUUGCUCAAUAUGACAGUGUUCAGCCUGCUAUGGAUAACCAUGAUCCGGAUGAGGAAGAGGCUGCUGCGCAAAUUGCUCCACCACUUGGACUCGGGCGUACCCAAGAAUCUGCCGAAGCCACAGAGCUUAAUGAGACGCAGGGCACUUGGACAUUGGCUGAGAUCGAGAAGAGUGAUUCAAGCCCGACACAAAACGGAGAUGAUACCGAGCGCCACGCCGCUCUCCUUCAUCCACGCCCAGCCUCAAGCGCCAGUUCCAACGGCUCGGAAACAGUUGCUAAGCUUGAGGCCUCUGCCGGCAAACAAACACAAAAUGAAUUUGGCGUCAAGCAGCAUGUAUCGCGCAGUAUUCGAAGCCUGUUCAUGCUUUCACGUGCUUCGGGUAUUGAUCGUCAGGAAUUUGAGAGCCUUGUUCGUGCCGAGCUCGAUAUUCUUGGCAUGGUUGAGGACCAAGAACAAGUCUGA